UCCCCCGCUUCACAAUUUCAAGCCUGCAUACAAAAUUAACCACGCACUCCCACUGGAAUGAGGAAGUCAGAGAGAAAGUGAGACAGACGACACGAAUAACAGCAGGUUGUUAAAAAUAGUUUGUUAUCAUGGCAGGAUUGUCAGAAUAUUGUUUAAAUACAUUUGUGAGUAAAUACCCAAAGAAGAUUUCUAAAACUAUUCAGUAUGGGACUGCAGGCUUCAGAACUACUGCAGAAGACCUGAGCCAUGUGAUGUUCCGUAUGGGGCUCCUGGCAACACUGCGGUCACGUGUGACCUCGGCAGCUAUCGGCGUGAUGAUCACGGCCUCACACAACCCCGAGCCAGACAACGGGGUGAAGCUGGUGGACCCCCACGGGGAGAUGCUGGACCCCGACUGGGAGCUGGUGGCCACGGAGCUGGCCAACGUUCCGGAUGAUCAGGUCGAGAACAGUGUCAAGAACAUCAUUGAUCGGUUCCAAAUCGACAUGGAUAAAAGUGCUUCGGUAUUUAUUGGAAGAGAUACGAGGCCCAGUAGUAAGAGUCUGUCGGAGGCGGUGACCGCAGGGGUGGAGGUACUCCAAGGGGUGGCCAAUGACUACGGUGUUGUGACGACUCCCAUGCUGCACUACUUUGUGACGUGUCAUAACACUGAUGGAGCGUACGGUCGGCCCACUCAGGAGGGGUACUGUGACAAGCUGUCUAUCGCAUUCAAGGCUCUAAGGGGAGAGACAAAUAUGAACGGCCACUACAAGCCAGAACUGGAGUUUGACGGAGCGAAUGGAGUCGGGGCACUCAAAAUGAGCGAAUUACUGAGGUACUUGGGAGACUGUCUACAGGUCAACAUCCACAACGCUGACACGACCACCAGGGGCAAGCUCAACUAUCAGUGUGGAGCGGAUCACGUAAAGAGCAAGCAGGUACCUCCAUCAGGUGUGCCACUACGUCGCUACGCCCGCUGUGCUUCAGUGGAUGGAGACGCUGACAGACUGGUAUACUAUUUCGUGGACGACAACAGCGCUUUUCAUCUCCUUGACGGGGAUAGGAUCGCAACAUUAGUGGCGGGAUACCUAAAAAAACUGAUGGAAGAGUCCGGAUUGGAACUGAAGAUGGGAUUAGUUCAGACUGCCUACGCUAAUGGCAGCUCCACAAAGUAUAUCUCAGAGUCUCUGAACGUGCCUGUAGCCUGUGUGCCCACAGGAGUAAAAAAUCUCCACAAGAAGGCUCUGGAAUUUGACAUUGGAGUGUAUUUUGAAGCAAAUGGUCACGGCACAGUUGUGUUCAGCUCCGACGCCAAGAGACAGAUCAAGAAUGCUACCAAGGACACAAGCCUGCCAGCGUCCCAAGUGGCUGCGGCAGAGAGGUUGGCGUACAUGGUGGACCUGACCAACGAGACAGUGGGAGACGCCCUGUCCGAUCUUCUCCUAGUAGAGACUGUAAUGCAUGCUCGAGGCUGGGACGUAACCGACUGGUUACGCACUUACACUGACCUCCCCAACAGGCUCAUGAAAGUGAAGGUCCAGGAUCGUAACGUGAUAACGACGACAGAUGCAGAGAGACGGUGUGUCACACCUGAAGGGCUUCAGGAUCGUAUUGACUUACUCGUGACUAAGUGUCCCAACGGCAGAUCUUUCGUCAGGCCAUCUGGGACGGAGGACAUAGUGCGAGUCUUUGCGGAGGCGGACACUGCGGAUCACGCGGACACUCUGGCGGUCCAGGUGGCUCAGGCAGUGUACGAGCUGGCGGGGGGAGUGGGGCCACUUCCCUCUCUCUAACCUUCGUCUACUUGUCCGUGUGACACACCAAUAACUGUACGAACUGAAGUUAUAGCAGUGUAAAUCUCUAAAAUAUACAAUCCUAAACUGCUAUAAUGAUAAAUCUAAGAUCUUCCAUUAGUCAUAAUGUCUUUGUGUUCAAGAUGUCUCUUGUCAGGUGUUCUUAAUCCAAAUAGUGUAGUAAACACUUCCUCCCUAAUUGACCAUGUAAAGUUACAUCAAAUUAUUAUACUGUUUUAAUAUUGUAAAAAUCUCUCUUAAGACUCGUAUUCCUGGGACAGAAACAAAUUAUCACACUCGACUUGGAAAAGAAGCACAUAGAGUGGGCUAAAGGUAUAAACCAUUGGUAAUUAAAAGUAACCAUAUAUGUUGAAUGUAACUAUUUUUUUGCAUUUAAAAUUA
Homalodisca vitripennis (glassy-winged sharpshooter) is the source of this 2174-nucleotide messenger RNA. RefSeq names its product phosphoacetylglucosamine mutase (gene nst). Gene Ontology annotation, molecular function: magnesium ion binding; phosphoacetylglucosamine mutase activity. The transcript has 10 exons. Gene Ontology annotation, biological process: UDP-N-acetylglucosamine biosynthetic process; carbohydrate metabolic process. The record is from RefSeq and is a predicted model, not a curated record. NCBI's taxonomy places the organism in Eukaryota, Metazoa, Arthropoda, Insecta, Hemiptera, Cicadellidae. The coding region runs from base 129 to 1772 and encodes 547 amino acids.